AGCAAACUCGCGGCAAAAUAGAGCAAACUCGCGGCAAGAUAGAGCAAACUCACGGCAAGAUAGAGCAAACUCGCGGCAAGAUAGAGCAAACUCACGGCAAGAUAGAGCAAACUCGCGGCAAGAUAGAGCAAACUCUCACGGCAAGAUAGAGCAUAUGUGGCCAGCGGGAUGUGCGGAAAUAAAUAAAUCCAAAAUGGCGACGGGAGAAGAUGAGAGGACUGUACUGGAAUCCCUUUUUUAUGAUAGAUAUGAAUACAAAGAAAUGGUCGAAAUGCUUAAAAUACAGUAUGAUGGUCCUGGAUGUUCACAGGGACACCGAAGUGUCUGGCAUACUCUUCAACAGAGGGGUGUUCGAGUACCAAGGAGAGAGGUACAAAAAAUUAUUAGAGAACUUGAUCCUGAAGGUGUUGACGAAAGAAAAGCGCACAGGUUGCGAAGGAGAGAGUAUAUUUGCCCAGGGCCUAAUAAGGUUUGGCAUUCAGAUGGGUAUGACAAGUUAAAGCCGUUCGGCUUCCCUGUACACGGUUGUAUAGACGGAUUCAGUAGGAAAGUGAUGUGGCUAUAUGUUACUCGUUCUAAUAAUUUACCUGACAAUAUCGGUGCGUAUUAUCUGGAUGCUGUACGUGAACAAGGUGGUUGUCCUCGCCAGCUUUGUACUGACCUAGGUACUGAGAAUGGUCUAAUGGCCGGUACCCACUGUUUUUUUAUGAAUGACCCCGACUCACACAAAUACGUUCCAUCUCCUCGUAAUCAGAGGAUUGAGGGAUGGUGGAGUUUUUUUCGUAAACAUUGGGCCUCUUGGUGGAUCAAUUUAUUUAAGGACAUGUGUGACAGUGGUGUCUUAAACAUGGAAGACCCAUUACAAAGUGAGUGCCUAUGGUUUUGCUUUGCUGGAAUACUUCAGGCGGGAUUGGAUGAAGUAAAAAAUAGCUGGAAUACUCAUUACAUCAGGAAAUCACGGUUUGAUACAGUAGCUGGGAGACCCAAUUCCUUAUACUUUAUCCCAGAGUUCCAUGGUGGCAUCAGUAAUCUUAUAGUUCCUGUUUCUAGUGCAGACAUGGAUUAUGCAUACAAUCACCUAAUUGAUCACUCCAAUCAGGUGACAAACUACAGUGAGUAUUGCCAAUAUGUAAUGAAUGGACUCGGCUUAGGCACUCCACAAGGAUGGAGGGAGGCCUAUAAUCUAUACAAGACAAUAACUCACAUAGCGAUUCAUGGCAAUUGAUGUUGUGGCCAUUAACUAUUUUAUGUAACCCAAAUUUACUUGGCUUGGAAACUACACUAACACUUUGACAGAAAACUAUGGAAACAUCCAAAACAAUCCCAUAUUAAGGACCCUUCCAAGCUAAUAAUUGGCAAACUUACAGAAUUGACAAUGUUUUUUUUUCGAUGAAUGUGCUUAAAGUAUAUUUGUUAAAAUAACAUUUUUCAAACUAGAAUUACUGUAUUGGUUUCAAUAAUUGCCUCAGCCCUUACAAAAAAAUUUACAUCUCAAAUGUGGCAUUUAUUUGAGGACGGCAAUCAUUCCAACAAAUACAGUAGCUCUGCUUAAUUUUAUAAUACAAAACUAAAAAAUAAAAAAUAUUACGCUCUGCUAAAAUAUAACUCUGCCAAAUGGGGUUUGAGGUGGGGGGUACUCCCAUAUGGAGCUAUAUAGGUAUGUGCCGCCCAUAAUGGUAUGGCUUUUGAGGUUCUCAACCCUUAAAUAGGGUAUUGUAUUUUUACCUUUUGAUAUUUAAAAAACAUCCCAGUUCAAUCCUUAAAUGGGGUGCCUUUAAGUUGUAUCAGGCAAAAAAUACAACUACCGUUUUCUUUUAAUAUGAAUAGAAGAAAAAAGUGCAAGCAUAUUAGCUACUGUGUACAUACACAGUAACCCAAAGACAUGGAAAUUGGCAGGGGAACCCCUCCCCCCAACACAACAGGUGAGUUAUAUAGCUCACAAUCUAGGUUCUGUAAUAUGGAAUCUUCUACCUACUAUAUUUUCUUAAAACACAAA
Messenger RNA from Nematostella vectensis (starlet sea anemone), 1996 nucleotides. RefSeq lists its product as uncharacterized. The coding region runs from base 155 to 1225 and encodes 356 amino acids. The transcript is spliced from 2 exons. The record is from RefSeq and is a predicted model, not a curated record. NCBI's taxonomy places the organism in Eukaryota, Metazoa, Cnidaria, Anthozoa, Actiniaria, Edwardsiidae.